Messenger RNA from Vigna angularis (adzuki bean), 2673 nucleotides. RefSeq lists its product as uncharacterized. Bases 162 to 2435 code for a protein of 757 amino acids. The transcript is spliced from 17 exons. The record is from RefSeq and is a predicted model, not a curated record. NCBI's taxonomy places the organism in Eukaryota, Viridiplantae, Streptophyta, Magnoliopsida, Fabales, Fabaceae.
GAUUUAUUCGAUUAGAACCCAUUGGGUCGGCUUUGAACCAAACGCGUUUAAAACCGUUCUUCAAUCUAUACCCUAUUGCCUGUUUCAGUUCAACUAUUAAACCCACACCACACUUGUGUCGUAGCACUCUUAACUGAAACCAGGUUUCUGGGAAGAGAGAAAUGGCCCUGAGGCAUCGUCUUACGAAGGAACUCUCGAAAUUUCUCUGUCCCGUUACUCAAGCAGGUGUCUGUUGUCCUCAAUCUAGCAAAGCUUUAGACUUAGUGGCUUUGUCUGUGAUGCUGGUGCCUUCUGCUCGGAACCCAGCUGCUAAUUGGAAUCAAGCGAGAGAGUUUCAUGAACACAGGAUCUCAACAAUGGCUGUUAAAUUGCAUGAACCUGCCACUGAAAUUGAUCUUUUAUCUUUCAUUAAGGCUUCACUGGAUGAAUUUGAAGGCACCCAUCAUUAUUGGUUAAAUAGAUCUGAAAAAAUUGACCAACUUUUUGGAGCCGAUGGAAUAUUUUUAGUUCUAGCUGCAAGUAAUUUCAAUUGUGACAUUACGCUUAAAAAAUUAAAGACAAUUCAAAAGAGGUUUCCUCAUAUUAACAUUAUUGGUUUGGGAGCAAUUCACUCUUCUUCUGAUCAAGUGCACCUAAUGCAGUUACUGAUGGAAGAAAAUAUAGCAUUCCCCAUUUUGUUGUCUCAGCAGACAUUUCCUAAGAUAGAGAAAGGUGCGGGCUACAUGUUGUUUAAAAAUUUUAGGAGCCCAGUAAUUUAUCAUGAGAAGGAUGCAAGUCUUGAAAUUUUAAGCCAAGCUGUUCAGGAGUUAGAUGAUAAAGCAGGUGGUCAUUCUAAGUUGCUCGAUGUUGUGAGAUGUACAUCUUUGGAGCAACAUUGGAUAAUUAAAGAUCUAUGUAGUUUUUCUCCUCUUCAGAAUUUGCUCCUAUAUUACCCAGGUUGUGUUUCUGCAGAUGAAAGUCAUAAUCGCCUCUUCUUUUCUGAUUGCAAUCAUCAUAGGAUUCUUGUAUCAGAUGGGAAUGGAGAAAUUCUGGACUGUAUUGGAUCUUCCCCGGGAUUUGAGGAUGGAGAUUUUGAAUCUGCUAAAUUAAGGCGUCCUGCAGGUUCAUACUACCAUCCUACUGAGGAUUGCUUAUAUUUUGUGGAUUCAGAGAACCAUGCUAUCAGGAAAGCUGACAUGGGAGCACGAACAGUAGACACUCUGUAUCCUACAAGCACCUCCAACAAGGGAGGUAUUCACAUAUGGAAUUGGAUCAUGACUAAGCUUGGUUUAGAAAGCAGUGGCAAGACCAAUGUUGUGGAAACAUCUGAAGUAUUUGAUUCUAAAUCGUUGCAUUUUCCAUGGCAUUUGCUGAAAUCGGUUGAUGACACUCUCUUCAUUAUUGACCGAAGGUUUCGAACUUUGUGGGUCUUGGAUAUCAGUUCAGGAAAGAUGAAUGAAGUUUUGGAAGGUUAUCCAAGAAUUCUUGAGAUCUGUGGGCAUUCAAUCAUGAAACGUUUAUCUGUCAUAGAUCGGGUUCCCUUUGACUGGUUUCAACAUGAAACUAAGAGCGGCUCUUUACUUGGGGCCCUACCACAUUCUGAUCUUUUAUCUUCACUUGCAACCUUGCAAAAUCACAUUUUUGUUUGUGAUCCAGUUGGACAGAGGAUUUUGAAGGUUUGUGGAGAAUCUGGAGUCUGUUCAAACUUCCGAUUAUCUAAUCUAGGGAUACUUGGAUUACCUUAUUGGCUGAAUUUCCCCCUGGAAACAUUUUAUGCUGCUGGAAAUGGACUUUUGGGUACACCGAUUGAUCAUGUGGAAUAUCUUGAUUUGCUACCAGGCAGGAUUGACAUAAAUUUGAAUGUUGAUAUUCCUGUGGAUUUUGAGCUUGUUGAACCUUUGCAAGAAUCUUGUAUAUGGUGUCAAGCAAGAGGUGCAGCUACUGAAAUUUCUGGAAUGGACGAGGUUCCAGGAUCCUUAUACAAGGCUGGUGUUGCACAACAGUGGUAUGAUGAAUUAGAUUAUCUUGCCGCUCCAAAACCUGAAUCUGAAAUAAAUGUUCAAGAUGAUAAUCUAGACAAAAAUUCAUUAGUGGAAGAUGAUGAGAAAGUCCGGAUUAGCUGUGUGGUCUGUACUAGCCCUGGAACAAGCGAGGUUAUAAUUUACGCUGUACUGCAUUGCAAACUUAGAAGAAUCCCAAACUCAAAUGAGGGAAACCGGGAGGAGCAUGCAGCAAGGAUACUUGAUAUUCUGACCUCCAAGAGAUCUGGGAAAAUAGAGAGAGAUUCGUGGACUGCUUUUUUAUUGCAAUCCAAAGGUGAUGUGAGAGAUCUUAUUUUCAUGCUACCACUACACGUUAGAAUAAGAUUAAAUUCCCUUGAUCAUCCAAAGGCUGAUAACGGAAGGGAUAUAAUCUUAACAGACUCUUCAAUUAAGGUGAACGUAUUUCUCAGUUGACACUACAUUCAGAUGCACUGUUGUACUUAGAUAGGUUUUUUACUCUUAAAAUUUGAUUUCAUGUGCCUGACAGUUUUUGCCAGAUUAUAUAUUCUUGCCUGAAUGUAGUCAGUUUUUUAAAACCUAUGGAUGUGUUAUAGAGGUGAAAGAGUUUCUCCUUCGAACUGUAUAGUGUGUGUAAUAAGGAUUUCCUGUGUUCAAAUCCGAUAGGAUUCUAAUCUAAAGAUAUUAAAGUCAA